Messenger RNA from Papaver somniferum (opium poppy), 2151 nucleotides. RefSeq names its product ACT domain-containing protein ACR1. The coding region runs from base 446 to 1942 and encodes 498 amino acids. Lineage: Eukaryota; Viridiplantae; Streptophyta; Magnoliopsida; Ranunculales; Papaveraceae. The record is from RefSeq and is a predicted model, not a curated record. The transcript has 10 exons.
CCUCUCUUCUUCUCAAAACUCUUUCUUUUCUUUCAAAUUCUCUGAGCCUCUCUUUCGUUUUAGGGUUCGCGAAACGCUGCAAAAGAGUAACCCUAGAACUUGCAGCGUUUUUUUACUAAUUAAUUAGCUUCUUCUUCCAUAGAGUUGUAUGAAUUGUCCAGCGAAACUCCUGAUUAAUAAAGGAAUCAUUUUGUUCAAAAAACAUCAGUCAAAAGUGACUGAGAAGAGAGACGCAGAGAAAGGGUUGGAAAACAAUCCUCUUCAACAGACUCAUCAUCAUCAUUUACGGUCAAAACUAGGAAAUGGAGAUAUAGAAGAGAUAGUGGGACCGGAAAAUCCAUAAGGCGGCGUUAGACACAACCAACACACGCUUGACAGUUUGUGGAGAGGAAGAAGACACAGAAGAAGAGAAAAAAAAAAACGAAGCUUGUUAUAGCUAGAAAUCAUGGAGAGUACUACUGGGUAUAAGCCAUAUUUUGAUCCAGAUUAUGAAUCUUUGAUUGAGAGAAUACAUCCUCCAAGGGUUUGUGUUGAUAACGAAACAUGUAAAGAUUGUACACUUGUGAAGGUAGACAGCGCAAACAAGCACGGGAUACUGCUAGAGAUGGUCCAAGUGCUCACGGAUCUUGAUCUCCUUAUCUCCAAAUCUUACAUCUCCUCGGAUGGUGGUUGGUUUAUGGACGUGUUCCAUGUGACGGACCAACUAGGGCACAAACUAACUGACGAUACCCUCAUCCAUUACAUCCAGCAGUCGUUAUGUGGCGGAAGGAGAGGAGGUAAAACAAAAGUGAAGGAAGUCAUAAACAGAACAUGCAUUGGAAGUGUAAUGGGAUCACUACACCUAUCAACAGAUUACACUGCGUUUGAAAUGACGGCAAUAGAUAGACCUGGCUUGCUAUCCGAAAUAUCUGCUGUAUUAGCUGAGCUUGGCUGCAAUGUGGCUGCUGCCGUCGCCUGGACCCACAACACACGCGCAGCAACUAUACUGUAUAUGGAAGAUGAAACAAAAGGAGGCGGACCCAUAACAAAUGCCGAAAGAUUGCUCCACGUGGAGGAACAACUUGAGAUUGUUGUAGGGGCCCACCAUGGCAAAGGUGAGAGGAGGAUGGUGAAGCUGGUAGAAGGUCCGCCUUCAGCCAGGGUACACACUGAAAGGCGAUUACAUCAAUUGAUGCAAGCAGAUAUGGAUUAUGAGAUCAACUGCAGCAAAGAUGGGAAUGCCGGUGGUAGUAGUAGUAGUAGUGGGAAUGUGAGGCGUAGUAGCAGUAGUAGUAUAGUAACAGAAGUGUCUAUAGAGAACUGCAAGGAGAAAGGGUACUCGGUGGUGAAUGUGAGAUGUAAAGACCGGCCCAAGCUGUUAUUCGAUACUGUAUGCACUUUGACAGAUUUGGAGUACGUGGUGUUUCAUGCUGCCAUAAGCUCUAGAGGUUCCCUUGCUGUCCAGGAGUACUAUAUCAGGCAGAGAGAUGGCUGCACUCUGGGUUCAGAGAGGGAGAGACAAAGGGUCAGGCAGUACUUGGUAGCAGCUGCAGAACGCAGGGUUUCCCAUGGAUUGAAGUUAGAUGUGUGCACUAAGAACAGAGUGGGAUUGCUAUCAGACAUCACUAGGGUGUUCCGAGAGAAUGGUUUGUCUGUGUCAAGGGCAGAAAUUAGUACCCGUGGCGAGAAGGCAAUUGGGUCAUUCUACGUUACAGAUGCAUCUACAGGAAAACAUGCAGAUCCUAAGACUGUGGAGUUGGUCAGAAGUGAGAUUGGAGCUACAGUUUUAGAGGUCAAUAAAUCAGUUUCCGCAGGAAGGACCAGCUAUGGGUCCAACUCCCAGAACAGUAGAAGCAGUAGUACUUGCAGUGGGGGUGUAGAGGAAAGGCCUGCAAAAUUGUCCCUGGGGAGUCUGUUGUGGGCUCAGUUUGAGCGACUCUCCGGCAACUUUGGUUCAGCUUGAAGGCCUCUGGCAACAUCAAUCUGCGUCGGGUGCAACAAUGAUCUGUCCUAAACAACAUAUAUAAUAGUAUACAUAUAUAUAUGAUGUAAAUGUUAUAAUGUUAGUUUCUGCAAGUCGUUCGGACUUUGGGUUUUCUGUUGUAAGAAAGGUUCAGUACUUGUUACACAAUAAUACUCCGUAUCAAUAGACGCAUAUAAUUAGAAGUCUCA